AUGGACGGCGUCUUUGAGAACGCAGAGGUCAUUGGAAUCGAUCCGAGUCCCAUCCAGCCGGAAUGGGUCCUUCCCAACGUCAAAUUCGAAAUCGACAUUGUCGAGAGCCCACGAGUCCACGAGAGGAAAUACAACCUAAUCAUGUGCCGGUACAUGGUCGCUUCUAUCAAGAACUGGCCCGGUCUGAUCAAGAAUAUUUUCGACCGCCUGAGCCUCGGAGGCUGGGUCGAGUCCCAAGACGUAAACACAGAACUCUACUCGGACAACGACACCUUCAACAACGACUUUGCCACGGCGCAGUGGGUAGACGGCUUCGCAAAGGCGUGCAAGGGCAUGCGGCCUCUCGUGCAAGCUGUUUCCGAGCUGCUGGGCCAGAGGCUGGAGGAGAUUUUGGUGGAGCUCGCGGCUGUGCUGAGGGAGUCGAAAACGGGUGUUUUGGGGGCUGCCAUGCUUAAUACGUGA
Colletotrichum orchidophilum is the source of this 462-nucleotide messenger RNA. RefSeq names its product UMTA methyltransferase. The coding region runs from base 1 to 462 and encodes 153 amino acids. The transcript has 5 exons. NCBI's taxonomy places the organism in Eukaryota, Fungi, Ascomycota, Sordariomycetes, Glomerellales, Glomerellaceae. The record is from RefSeq and is a predicted model, not a curated record.